Molecule: messenger RNA, 492 nt
Organism: Camellia sinensis
Lineage: Eukaryota; Viridiplantae; Streptophyta; Magnoliopsida; Ericales; Theaceae
Source: RefSeq, a predicted model, not a curated record
AUGAGAGAUAGUGAUCUACAUCUUGACGAUGAAGACUUAAAAAAUUUAGGUCUUCUUGAAAUUGAGCAUAUAUUAAAUAGAAAUGGAAGAUCUCUUAAAGAUUUUCCUCCCAUGCCAUUGCCAUCUUUGCAAGGUGCUCAAUUUGUGACAAAUAGGCUCAUCAGAGAAGAGAUGGAGCAUGAUAGUGUUUCGAAAAAACAAUUGUUCAAUGAAUUACAUUCUGGUUUAAAUAGUGAUCAACUGGAAGUUUAUGACACCAUAAUGAGUGCAUACAAUUCUUUGCUGUUACCAGGAGGUAGAACUGCGCAUUCACGCCUUAAAAUUCCAAUUGAUUUGGAUGAAUUCCCAAGUUGUGGUAUUAAUCAACAGAUUGAAUUUGCAAAAUUAAUUCAAGAGGCAUCAUUGAUCAUAUGGGAUGAAGCUCCAAUGCACCAUCGUUAUGGAUUUGAGGUAGUUGAUCGCACUUUCAGAGAUAUACUAAAGGGUACAUAA